Rattus rattus (black rat) is the source of this 543-nucleotide messenger RNA. Its product is annotated as keratin-associated protein 9-7-like. The record is from RefSeq and is a predicted model, not a curated record. Bases 1 to 543 code for a protein of 180 amino acids. Gene Ontology annotation, cellular component: keratin filament. Lineage: Eukaryota; Metazoa; Chordata; Mammalia; Rodentia; Muridae. The transcript has a single exon.
AUGACCAACUCCUGUUGCUCCCCUUGCUGUCAGCCCACCUGUUGCAGGACCACCUGCUGCAGGACCACCUGCUGGAGACCAAGCUGUGUGACCAGCUGCUGCCAGCCCUGCUGCCAGCCCAGCUGCUGUGGCUCCAGCUGCUGCCAGCCUUGCUGUCAAACCACCUGCUGCAGGACCUGCUUCCAACCCAGCUGUGUGAGCAGCUGCUGCAGCACACCCUGCUGCCAGCCCUGCUGCUGUGUGUCCAGCUGCUGCCAGCCCUGCUGCAGGCCCAGCUGCUGCCAGCCCAGCUGCUGUGAGUCUAGCUGCUGCCAGCCCAGGUGCUGUAUCUCCAGCUGUUGCCAGCCCUGCUGCAGACCCAGCUGCUGUCAGUCCAGCUGCUGCAAGCCCUGCUGUGAGCCCUUCUGCCUGAACCUGUGCUGCCAGCCAGCCUGCUCUGGACCUGUGACCUGCACCAGGACUUGCUACCAACCCACAAGUGUCUGUGUGCCUGGAUGCCUGUCCCAAGGUUGUGGAUCUAGCUGCUCCCAGUCCUGCUGCUGA